GACGUUUAUGACGCAAUUCCUACAAUUGUUACAACUUUUGUAGCGAUAAUCGCAAAAAUUUCCAUAUUUAUUUUCCUACUAGAAUUAGUUCACUAUACAAUUAUAGGAACUGUUGUAGGGUUAACACAGUCUAGAAUUAAAAGACUUUUUGCAUUUAGUACAAUUUCACACGUAGGGUUUAUUCUAUUAGGACUGAGUAUACACACAGUAGAAUCAACACAAGCCUUUAUGUUUUAUCUAAUCCAGUAUUCUAUAUCAAACUUAAAUGCGUUUAUCUUACUUAUUACUAUAGGUUACUCUUUAUACUGUUAUGUUUAUAAUACAGAAUCUAACGAAAAAGAAGAAAGCAAUAGUAAUAAUAACAAUCUACAUGACGUGGACAAUUCACCUAUUCAACUAAUUGACCAGUUAAAAGGGUUGUAUUAUAUUAAUCCUAUAUUAUCGUUAAGCUUAGCGAUAACUUUAUUUUCUUUCGCAGGAAUACCUCCGUUAAUAGGAUUUUUUGGUAAACAAAUGAUUUUAAGUGCAGCUAUUGACAACGGUUAUAUAUUUAUGUCACUUGUUGCUAUCUUAACAAGUGUUAUAAGUGCGGUUUACUAUUUAGCUAUCAUAAAACAAAUCUUUUUUGAUAAACCAGACUAUAAAGUAAACAAUGAAUUAACAGAUUUACAUGCAGAAGGGGCUAUUGCGGAAAAAAACACGAUUAGUAAAAAAGUUACUAUAACAAUAAACAAUAUUGUUUUAUCAAGCUCAUUAAGUUUAUCUAUUUCUAUAAUAACACUUGUGAUAGCCUUGUUUAUUUUCAUACCCGAAGAAUUAUUAAACUUAGCUAAUAUAUUAGCAUUAAUACUUUUUAACAUAUAA
Molecule: messenger RNA, 864 nt
Organism: Didymella exigua CBS 183.55
Lineage: Eukaryota; Fungi; Ascomycota; Dothideomycetes; Pleosporales; Didymellaceae
Exons: 2
Source: RefSeq, a predicted model, not a curated record